This is a messenger RNA of Vicia faba (fava bean), 486 nucleotides long. The record is from the annotation of a GenBank genome assembly. Lineage: Eukaryota; Viridiplantae; Streptophyta; Magnoliopsida; Fabales; Fabaceae.
AUGAAAACAAAGAGAUGGACUCGGAACAAGGUGUGCGGUUGUGAUUCUUGCUAUCAAAUCGCAAGGAAUGUUAGCAAGAAGGCAUUAAAACAAAGGUUCAAAAAAACAAUCAUACAAUCAUACAAUCAUACAAGGAAGUUAAAUGGCAAGAGGGUAAAUGGCUUACCUUGUGAUAAAUAUGCAACUGGAAAAAAAUGGGUUUAUAACUGUUCCCGUCACCCAAGGAAGACCAGCAGUUGUGACUAUUGUAACAUGUCUUUCAUUGUUAUAGAAAUCCUGCUUUGGACGGUCUGUCCAGAGUCCACUUUCAUACCGGUGUCCUAUGCUCUGAAUGCAGUAGAAGUUGGUGCUUUCAUUUUUCAUACAAGCUCUCAACUAUCUUGUCGCAUAUAUCUAGUGGUGGCACUUCCUCUGAUUCCUGUUUUUUGUAAUGAGAUUUCUGCCUGUGUUGUUAGUGUUAUUGGAGGUGUGGCAGCUGCUUGCUAA